AUCCUCUUUGAUUGUGAGAUUUCAGGUUUCUUGUAACAGUCGAAAAUUUGGUGCGGUCUGUGAUCGCCGAAGAAAUCGUUGAUGGCUUUAUAAUUCUGACGAUUUCUCAUAAUAGGUUCAAUACAACUGUUAUUUAUUAAAAAUUCAUUCAUCAACAUUAAAUUGACAAUAUUUAAUUAUGACUAGGGCAAAAAUUGAGUUGGGGGACGUAACACCGCACAAUAUAAAGCAAUUGAAGCUUCUCAAUCAAGUUGUGUUCCCAGUUUCCUACAAUGAGAAAUUUUACAAAGAUGUUUUAGAAGCUGGGGAGCUAGCCAAGCUGGCCUAUUACAAUGACAUUGUGGUUGGUGCUGUUUGCUGUCGUGUAGACACUUCUGAGAAUGCACGCCGAUUAUACAUAAUGACUCUAGGCUGUUUGUCCCCCUACAGAAGACUUGGUAUCGGCACUGUGAUGGUUCAACACGUAUUAAAUUAUGUUAAAAAAGACGAAAACUUCGAUUCCAUAUUUUUACACGUUCAAGUCAACAAUGAGGGAGCUAUUGACUUUUAUAAAAAGUUCGGCUUCGAAAUUGUAGCAACGAAGCAACAAUAUUACAAGAGAAUUGAACCUGCAGACGCACAUGUACUACAAAAAACAGUGCAUCCACAAUCAGAUACAAACCGACAAACAUCCAGUCAGUAAAUGAAUGAAAUUACAUGCUAGCAUUUCUCUCUCUUCCUUCAUUAUUUUUUAAUUCAAUUCCCACCUUUCGUCCUCAUUUUCUUCCGUUUUACUUUGAUCGUAUCAAUUUACUGCUGUACAAAAUGUCAAUAAAAUUUUCUUGUAUUUCUA
This is a messenger RNA of Diachasmimorpha longicaudata, 832 nucleotides long. It is a transcript of the gene san, whose product is annotated as probable N-acetyltransferase san. Gene Ontology annotation, molecular function: N-acetyltransferase activity. NCBI's taxonomy places the organism in Eukaryota, Metazoa, Arthropoda, Insecta, Hymenoptera, Braconidae. The transcript has 4 exons. Bases 179 to 682 code for a protein of 167 amino acids. Gene Ontology annotation, cellular component: NatA complex. The record is from RefSeq and is a predicted model, not a curated record. Gene Ontology annotation, biological process: mitotic sister chromatid cohesion.